Punica granatum (pomegranate) is the source of this 1393-nucleotide messenger RNA. The record is from RefSeq and is a predicted model, not a curated record. NCBI's taxonomy places the organism in Eukaryota, Viridiplantae, Streptophyta, Magnoliopsida, Myrtales, Lythraceae.
AUGUUGCCUCCGGUUCACGCAACUCUUCCUCCUGAUGGACUCUGGCGAACAGGAAGGAGUUACUACUCCGUAUGGGGCACUAUUUUUGAAAUCGAUGCAAGGUUUGAGCCCAUCAAGGGUCUCGGGGCGGGAUCCUACGGUGUGGUCUGCUCCGCGAAAGAUCAGAAGAUGAAGGAGAAUGUCGCGAUCAAGAGAAUCUCCAAUGUGUUUGAAAACCCCACCACUGCUGUCAGGACCCUGAGGGAGAUGAAGAUGCUCCGGCAAAUCAGGCACUUCAAUGUGAUUUCACUCAAGCAUGUGAUGGUGCCGAGCCGACCGUCUAUGUUCACGGAGGUUUAUUUGGUGUUCGAGCUCAUGGACACCGACCUGGAUCGUGUAAUCAAGUCCAGUCAGCUGCUAUCUGCUGACCUCGUCAGGUGCUUCGUCUUUCAGAUACUCUGCGGCCUCCGCUACAUUCACUCAGCCAACGUCCUCCACCAAGACCUGAAGCCCAGCAACAUCCUCGUCAAUUCCAACUGUCAUCUGAAGAUUGCCGAUUUUGGACUUGCGAGAACUGCAGCCCAAGACGACUCCGAGUUCAUGACUGGCUAUGUCGUCACUCGAUGGUAUCGUGCACCCGAGGUCCUUCUCGGUUCCUACAACUAUGGGCAACCUAUCGACGUCUGGUCGGUGGGGUGCAUCUUUGCCAAACUUCUCGGGCGAAAACCCAUCUUUCCAGGCACCUGCUUCCAGAAACAGUUGCAGCGCAUAAUCAGUGUGCUAGGCACCCCGAAGCCAGCAGAGCUCGAUUUCAUCAAAAGUGAGAAGGCCAGAAGAUACAUCAAGUUACUGCCUUGCACCAGAGGAACCCCGCUGUCGACUCUCUUUCCCCUAGCUGACCCUCUGGGAUUAGACUUGCUCGCGAAGAUGCUAGUAUUCGACCCCAGGAAGAGGAUCACUGCGGCCGAAGCGCUCAAGCACCCUUACCUGGCAGAUGUUUACAAUCCAAGCCUCGACGUUCCAGCCCAGUCCCAGGUGAAACUUGACCUGGAGGGUGUGGAGCAUAAUACGUUAAGGCAACUGAUGUGGGACGAGUUGAUGUGCUGCCAUGAUCGCUUUGCACAGCGGCCCACACCGAUAGGUCGUCCAGCUGCCUCAAGAAAUGGAAGUUAAUCUGUUUAGGCCCAAAUUUUACUAGCUUCUGACUAUGAAGGACAUGUCCGCGCAACCGGAAACAUUUUCAAGUAUCAAAGAAGGCCCGCAAUUUUUGAAGUUCCUCUCUUCAUAUCACUUCGUUUCCGGUAUACGAAAUAAGAGUAGGCAAUUGUAAUUCUGUAGAUCGUAGUACUUUUCAAACCAUUCCUAUGAAUAGAAUUAUGCAGGCAACUUCUUUCUCUGUCGGGAUUGUUAAGAU